Lecanosticta acicola is the source of this 1725-nucleotide messenger RNA. Lineage: Eukaryota; Fungi; Ascomycota; Dothideomycetes; Mycosphaerellales; Mycosphaerellaceae. The record is from the annotation of a GenBank genome assembly.
AUGUCCAGCCCCAACUCUCACCCAAUGUACGCCAACCUCACCGCCGACCAGCUCCGCUCCGGCGACGGUCGUCUCCUCCUUCCGGACCACCUCAAAGUCAGAGUCCUCCAAUACUGCAUCAUGAAGCAGAUCUCUGCCCGUGCCCUCCCCACCAACGAUCUCGAGAUGCUCGACUUCCUCGCCUUCAUCGGUUGGGAGUCCGCCAUCAACGAUCCCGACCUCGUCCGCGCCCUCUCCACCAAGCUCCUCGACUUCGUCCGCAACAACAUCAACAACGACAAGUUGCGCCCUGGUCUUGCGGAGACCAAGGCCUCUGACACCGGCAAGUGGACUGUGCAAUACAAGAUGUACACCCUCAAGUGGGCCUGUGAUGGCGGCUUCGUCUGGAAGAAGACUUCUCUCAACCUGCCCGAGGAUUACCCCGGCGGAGCUGAGGCCGGCAAUGCGAUUCGUCCCAUCAUGAUCGAGCGUCCGUACAUUGCUCCUGCUGCUUUGGUCCGUCAGACUGUGGCCUUUGUGGAGAAUGCGGAUGUCGGCGAGCUGGAGAACAUCAAUGAGAUCACCGCCAUGCAGGGUGCCACUCGGGCUUUGCAGAACGAGUCUGCUGCUCGUGCUGCGAAUCGCAAUGCUGGGGCUGAUGCUGGUGGUGAUCCCAUGGAGGAAGAUCAGGCUCAGGCCCAGGCCCAGGCUCAGGCUCAAGCUCAGGCUCAGCAGGUUCAGGCUCAGGCUCAGACUCAGGCUCGUCAGGCUCAGGCACAGGCACAGGCUCAGGCCCAGGCACAGGCUCAGGCACAGGCACAGGCUCAAGCUCAGGCUCAGCACGAGGAAGUUCAUCGUCAAGAAGCUCAGCGUCAAGGAGAGGCCGGUCGUCAGCAAGCUCAGCACCAGGGGGAAGCUCGUCGCCAGCAAGCUCUUCGCCUUCUGCGAGCCCGCCGCCAGGAGGACGCCCGUCGUCAAGAAGCUGCACGCCGUCAGGAAGAAGUCCGCCUUCAGGAAGAAGCCCGCCUUCAGGAAGAAGCCCGCCUUCAGGAAGAAGCCCGCCUUCAGGAAGAAGCCCGCCUUCAGGAAGAAGCCCACCUUCACAAAGUAGCCCGUCUUCGGAAAGAAGAAGCCCGUCUUGAGAAAGAAGAAGCCCGCCUGCAGGAAGAAGCUCGUCUCCAGGAACAGGCCCGCCUCCAGGAAGAAGCCCGUCUCCAGGAAGAAGCCCGUCUCCAGGAAGAAGCCCGUCUCCAGCAGGAAGCCCAGCGUGAGGAAGCCUCCCGUCAGCACCAGGAGAUGAAGCGAGCCCACGAAAUCGAGAUGGCCCAACUCCAAGCCGAGCGCGAUGCAGCCCAGGAGAAAGUCCGCAAGAUGAUGUUCACUUUCAUGAAGCAGCAGCAGCACCAGCAACAGCACCAGCAAGCCAUCUCCAGGCCCGCCAAGACCAACUUCAACUCUGCAUCCUCCCACAACAAGUUCCUCAUGGACGACAUCCUGUCCCAGUAUGCUUUCGAUGCUUCUUGCCCACCACCACCACCGGCCACGGCGGUCAUCACGCCUCCUCAGUCGCCUUCUCCAGCUACCGCUCGCUACCAGGACAUUCUGCAGGAUGUUCUGCCGCCAAAGAAGACUCAGCCGAAGAAGUCCACCAAGGCUCAGAAGAAGAAGAAGACCUCCGCUCCGGCUCCAGCUCCGGCUCCUCAGACUUCGGCCUACUACGACAUCUUGACCGGACUUGGUGUUUGA